Molecule: messenger RNA, 2088 nt
Organism: Plenodomus lingam JN3
Lineage: Eukaryota; Fungi; Ascomycota; Dothideomycetes; Pleosporales; Leptosphaeriaceae
Source: RefSeq, a predicted model, not a curated record
AUGGACUCGACGGCGCAUGCCCUGGCAAUUGCCCACCAACUCCACCGUCGCGCGGGUGGUAUGGGUGGAGAGACUGGAACACGUCCCGCAUCGUACAAAAUUAUUGGCCUGGUCCUGGCCAUUGCAUCUGGAUUCUUCAUUGGUGCAUCGUUUGUCAUCAAGAAGUAUGGUUUGCUGCAAGCAAACAAGAAAUACAAUGAAGAGGCAGGAGAGGGCUUCGGUUACCUGAAGAACGCUUGGUGGUGGCUAGGCAUGAUCCUCAUGAUCAUAGGAGAAAUCUGCAAUUUGGUUGCCUACGCAUUCACCGAUGCUAUCUUGGUGACCCCCAUGGGCGCCUUGAGUUGUGUGGUGACAGCCAUCCUUUCAACGAUUUUCUUAAAGGAGCGUUUGAGCUUCGUAGGAAAGAUAGGCUGCUUCAACUGUAUCAUUGGAUCUGUGGUCAUUGCUGUGAAUGCGCCAGAGCAGUCGUCCGUGGCACGCAUUCAAGACAUGAAGAAGUGGGUUAUCGCACCUGGCUUCCUCAGUUUUGCAGGCGUCAUCAUCCUUGCAAGCGCUGGAAUUGCCAUCUGGCUCGGGCCGAAGUACGGAAAGAAGACCAUGAUGGUCUACAUAUCGAUUUGUUCGUUAAUUGGGGGCCUCUCAGUGGUAGCCACGCAAGGUUUGGGUGCAGCCAUCGUGGCCCAGGCUUCCGGAACUUACGGCGGCCAGUUCAAGGAAUGGUUCCUCUACGUCCUUCUCGUCUUUGUGAUCGCCACGCUACUCACUGAGAUUAUAUAUCUCAAUGCAACCCUGAAUCUAUUCAAUGCCGCCUUGGUAACACCCACUUACUACGUCUUCUUCACAUCAUCAACCAUUGUUACUUCUGCCGUUCUUUUCCAAGGAUUCAAAGGCACUCCACUCCAAAUCGUCAGCGUUAUCAUGGGGUUCCUUCAAAUCUGUUCUGGAGUCGUUCUGCUACAACUUUCUAAAUCGGCAAAAGACGUUCCUGAUACCGCGGUGUUCAAGGGUGACCUCGAUCAGAUACGAACCGUGGCCGAGGUGGAGGAGCCUGAGUACGAGCCACGUGCUGACACCCUUCGCGGUGGCGCUUCGAUUCUGCGGACCCUUUCGAAGGCCAGAUCCCACAAGGAACUUGCAGAAGCCAAGAAAAUCCAAGAAGAGCACAUGGAAGUCAUUGGCGAAGGCGAGCAAGUCGAGUUCGAUGGACUGCGACGAAGAAAGACGGUCAUGGACCCCAAUCGGCCUCCAACGCGCAGUGGCACUGUUGUGCAUACCAAAACGAUACAUCCACCUCUUGGCAUGUCGCAAUUCCCUACUGAGGAGUCGGACGACGACAACGACAGUUUCCACCCCGGCUUCUUCCAGCGUUUAAGAUCUCGCGGCAAGUCAACUAGUAGUCGCGGCAGCGCACAUAGACCUGGCACACCGGGCAUGGGCAUGCGGACACUUCCACCGAUACCUACCGACGGCGCAUCGGACCAAGAGUCGGAUUCUCAAUCCGACAAACACAACCUAUCGCAAGAUACCUCCUACAAGCCCAUUGUCGACUCCCACAUACAAUUUGACCUCCCGGGGCCGAUCCAUCAGCAAGAGCGUCAGGCAUCCCCUGCCUCAUCCCUCCAUCCUCCCAAACCGCCUCCGCACAUGGCAAAGCGUCAAUUCUCCUUUCAGAAUGUGUUUUCACGGAAUCGCUCAGAGUCAACGGGCGAAAGCAGCAAGAGACCUACCAGCAGCAGACAUAGUCACCGCGCCAGCCGAGAUAGCAAAGCCGUCGCCACCGAGGAGGAGCGGUUAGGCCUUGUGAAAGGCGACUCGUCCAACCUGAUCCCCAUAGAAAGUCGUGCAGACGACGACGCCGACGAAGGGAUGGAGCCACCAGGGUACGCAGACGAUUGGGGCAUGCCGCGCAGCUCCAGUCCAGGAUACUCCCCCGAGCGCGUUACCUUACCGCCCGCCAUCACCUCACCAGCGCGCACCUCAUCGCCACUACGUCAAGGGGUACGCAGAGUAGGAACUGAUGAAUUCGACCCGAAUUUCGAUACGGGCGAGUAUGAGAAGAGGGCUACCAAUACUGGUGCUUUUCUGUGA